Molecule: messenger RNA, 1041 nt
Organism: Neodiprion virginianus
Lineage: Eukaryota; Metazoa; Arthropoda; Insecta; Hymenoptera; Diprionidae
Gene: c-mos
Product: serine/threonine-protein kinase mos
Exons: 4
Coding region: 85-1041 (318 amino acids)
Biological process (GO): protein phosphorylation
Molecular function (GO): ATP binding; protein kinase activity
Source: RefSeq, a predicted model, not a curated record
AGAGGUAGAUAUUUAUGUCAAUCACUGUAAUUGGUUAAGUUGUUCAUUCUACCUGCAGAAGAAAUUUAAUACAAUAUAUUUCGAAUGGCUUCUCCAAGAGGAAUUUUUGAGAUCGGAAGGCUGGCACCACGGUCGCCUCAAAUUGUUCAAAAUAUAAGAUUUACAAGUAGUCCAAAAUCACCUCUCCGGAACAAUUUGAGCACAGACUGUGUGGAAGCGAAAAUAAAUACGAAACCAUGUACAUUGUCGCUAGUCAAUGUCGAUACUCCAAACCGAAAGAAAAUUUUAAACACUGGGCUUACCCACUGUACAAGAAAGAUUCUCGGCAGUGGUGGAUUUGGAACCGUGAUUCAAGCAUCUUACAAAGGUGAUCAGGUAGCUGCGAAAAUACUUAGAAGAAGGAAAGACAGUGAUAACUCCGUGAUAUCAGAGAAACAUGCCACCACUUUGAGACAUGCUAAUGUCAUCAGGAUACUGGGCAUUGAACAGGGAGAAGUUUUCUCAAUGAUCACUAUGGAAUUGUGUGGUAAAUCUCUGCAAGAAAGGCUGGAUGAGGGACCAUUGAACUGUCAAGAGCGAUUAAAUAUCUUCAAGGCAAUUACUUUCGCUAUUCAAUUCUGUCACCGAGCUGGCGUGGUUCAUGCUGAUGUGAAGCCAAAAAAUAUUCUCAUGGCCGCAGAUGGCAAUCCAAAAUUAGCAGAUUUUGGUAGCUCCGUUCUUUUGGGGGAAGAAGACACAUAUACAGGAAUUCGAGGUACACCUGGUUAUGUAGCCCCAGAAGUAAUCAGAGGGGAAUUACCCUCUCCACCUUCAGACAUAUAUUCCCUGGGAAUUUUGGCCUGGCAAAUGCUAAGCAGGACUUUGCCAUUCGCUGACCUCCAUCCUCACGCUAUUUUGUAUCUCACUGGGAAAGGUAUAAAACCGGAGGAUUCAAUGCUGGAUGAUAAUUUAGGUGGCAAGUAUAAAGCGUUGUAUUCAAAGAUGUGGUCAUUUGAAAAAACAGAUAGACCCAGUAUAGAUGGAGUUGCAACGGAGCUUUGA